Messenger RNA from Notolabrus celidotus (New Zealand spotty), 1635 nucleotides. RefSeq names its product peptidase, mitochondrial processing subunit beta (gene pmpcb). Lineage: Eukaryota; Metazoa; Chordata; Actinopteri; Labriformes; Labridae. Gene Ontology annotation, cellular component: mitochondrion. The transcript is spliced from 13 exons. Gene Ontology annotation, molecular function: metalloendopeptidase activity; metal ion binding. The record is from RefSeq and is a predicted model, not a curated record. The coding region runs from base 1 to 1503 and encodes 500 amino acids.
AUGCUUGCGUCAGUGAAACCACGCGUGCGCGCAGUGUGGCGCAUAACCAAUAUGGCGGCGUCCGUACAGCGCCUCACUUCAGCAGGGGGAUUUCUCCUUCAAAGACAUUUAUUAAAGACUAAUUAUCUCAGCAGGCUCCCAGCUGGACAGCACAGACUCUUAGCUACUCAGGCUGCUCACCAGGUGGCUCUCAAUGUUCCUGAAACCAAGGUGACCAACCUAGAGAACGGGCUCCGGGUGGCCUCAGAGGACUCUGGGCUCACAACCUGCACAGUGGGCCUGUGGAUCGAUGCCGGCAGUCGCUAUGAGAACGAGAGAAACAAUGGCACCGCACAUUUCCUGGAACAUAUGGCUUUCAAGGGCACCAGGAAACGAUCUCAGCUGGAUCUGGAGCUGGAGAUUGAGAACAUGGGGGCUCACCUUAACGCCUACACAUCCCGAGAGCAAACUGUGUACUACGCCAAAGCUUUCUCUAAAGACCUCCCACGAGCCGUGGAGAUCCUGGCUGACAUCAUCCAGAACAGCACUCUGGGGGAGGCAGAGAUUGAGAGGGAGCGAGGUGUGAUCCUCAGAGAGAUGCAGGAAGUAGAGACCAACCUGCAGGAGGUGGUCUUUGAUUACCUGCAUGCUACUGCAUACAGGUCCACUGCUCUGGGACGGACUAUCCUGGGUCCCACUGAGAACAUCAAGACGAUCAACAGAGGAGACCUGGUGGAGUACAUCACCAGUCACUACAAAGGACCCAGAAUAGUGCUGGCUGCUGCUGGAGGAGUUGCACACGAUGAGCUCAUCGACCUGGCAAAGUAUCACUUUGGAAAACUUCCCAGCAGAGAUAAAGGAGAAGCUCCAUCCAUUCCUCCAUGUGACUUCACAGGGAGUGAGAUCCGUGUUCGUGACGACAAGAUGCCCCUCGCUCACAUCGCCAUCGCAGUGGAGGCCGUUGGAUGGUCACACCCUGACACCAUCCCCCUCAUGGUGGCCAACACUCUGAUUGGAAACUGGGAUCGCUCGUUUGGUGGAGGCGUGAACCUGUCCAGUAAACUGGCUCAGAUGGCCUGUCAGGGAAACCUGUGCCACAGCUUCCAGUCCUUCAACACCUGCUACACGGACACGGGGCUGUGGGGGCUUUACAUGGUGUGUGAGCCCGGGACCAUCAAAGACAUGAUGCACUUCACUCAGAUGGAGUGGAUGUCUCUGUGCACGAGUGUGACGGACAGCGAGGUAGCCAGAGCCAAAAACCUGCUCAAAACUAACAUGCUGCUUCAUCUGGACGGCUCCACCCCCAUCUGUGAGGACAUUGGCAGACAGAUGCUGUGCUACAGUCGAAGGAUCCCUCUGCACGAGCUGGAGGCCAGGAUUGAUGCUAUAGAUGCUAAGACUAUUAAGGACGUGUGCACCAAAUACAUCUACAACAAAGCUCCCGCCAUUGCAGCAGUCGGUCCGAUCGAGCAGCUGCCAGACUACGACCAGGUCCGCAGCGGGAUGUUCUGGAUGAGACCUUGAGCGGCUCUGAACUAACUGUACAGCAUUCAAACAGAACAAAAUAUUUAAGUCUCACUUGUAGUAUUUUUCCUCCUUUAAUUUUAUUAUAAAAUAAAGACCAACACAAUAAUGUUAAAAUAACACAGAAUACUA